Molecule: messenger RNA, 1636 nt
Organism: Cylicocyclus nassatus
Lineage: Eukaryota; Metazoa; Nematoda; Chromadorea; Rhabditida; Strongylidae
Source: the annotation of a GenBank genome assembly
AUGGUUAUGAUUGUUCUGUACUUCACGCUAUUUCAAGCAGUUGCUACUAUCCCUCAAAGGCUUUCCUUCAGCCAUAUUCUGAGGACAAACCAGUACUUAUUGAUAACGCAGUAUAAAUGCCAAACAAAUAUCGAAACCAAUGUAAAAGAUGGUUGUCCGAGAGGUUUUGCUCAUCAGUUGACUCCUGUACGCGCCACACCUUCGAAAUAUUGUGAAUAUGCAGUUCGAGUCCAUCUUAUUCGUGACCCGGAGCGUCGAAGGCCUCCGAGAGCACUAUACAUAGGGCGGAAUUCCAGAGGAAGUACGGUGGCCUUUUUGGAUGAUCUCCGACUGCCACAAACGUCUGGUCUUAACAACGACUCAGUCAUGUACUCUCGCUAUGUAGAUUUCCCCAACACUCCCCACAAGCAUUUGGACCAACAAAAAAGCGAAUUUUCCAUCUACGAUCAGUCUUACCAGCUGCUCUAUCUCAUCACUCGGAAUUCGAUUGGUUCUCAACAUUGCGUGGUCUACCGACUUUCCAAUCUCUUCCCUGGUAACAAUGACCGCUCCACGUUCACAGCAACUUACGUGUACGAAUUCUCACCUCACGCACUCAACAAGAUUCGUUCUGGCUGGACAGAAGAUCCGUACAGUAAUGAGGUCUUUUAUUCAACAACAAAUGGAGAAAUGACUUCUAUACACAAGUUUGAUUUGAAUCGCUUAUUAUCUGUUCUCCAAGACGGGUCAUCUGGGAAACGAGUAUUCACAUACACCUCACAGCGCAAUUUGUUGAGCGUGGCGAGUGGCGUGCUUUUUAGUCAACAUCAUCAAGAAAAUCACACGACUAUUUUCAUACGGUUGAUUGAGAACAGUCAGCGUUCACUGGGUCUAUCCUGCGGUUUCCUCAACGACAAAGGAAGUGCACGCAACGUUCUUCGAUCUGUCCUAAUUGUGCGGGAUUGGGAUUACUGCCUUGUUCGACAUGGGGUUGGUGCUAAUGAGGAUUUUUGUGAAAAAGAAAGACAUCAGUGGUUAAUCAAAGAAGGAUUGGUGAGCGAACGCUCGACAGCAUUGUGGUUUUCUGCGUUUUUGAUAUCUGUAAUUGUUUUAGUGAUACUGCUUGCAAUUCUUGUUUCGUACAUCUGUUGGUUGAGACGCAGCCUAGAUGACACGUAUGAUGGAGAUCAAACAACGAACCUUCGCUGUUAUCCGGGACAGUAUCCCGAUAUGGAUAUCUCAGUCGAUAGAUGGAAUUACUGAGGUGACAAUAGAAUAAGUGGCUUAGAGAAACCCGGCUACCACUAUCGCUACCCGCUACCAUCAGCUUUUUGCAUCUCAUGUGGCUACUCUUUAGAAGCCCACAAAUUUUGAAGCAUUUGUGUUAUUCUUUGCCAAUGGAAUGGGAGCGUCGUGUUUUGUGUUUCACUUUCUGUGAUCUCAGCGACAUAUUCCUCCAUAAUGAUUGAUAGAUGCUACCUUGUAUGUUUAUCUGAGUACUGUGUUAGUGCACGAUUUGGUUCUGUCUUUUGAGACUUCCUUAUUGCCACAGAUGUGCCUUAUAAUAUGCCUGUUUUGAUUGUUCCUCACUAUGUAUUAAGUUGUGUAAUAAGUUCUGUCCCAUUUUUUCUUUCAAUUCUUCACAGUAUUUUGCGCG